AUGUCCGAUAGCGAGAGAGAUCUUACAAUAGAAGAUACCAAUGUCUCAGACACAGAAUUAUCGAAAGAAGAAAGAUUGGAAGCAGCACGUAAAAAGUUUGAAGAAUUGAAAAAGAAAAAUAAGAAAAAGAAAUCCAAGAAAUCAAAAAAGAGUGAAACUGCUGAGAUUGAAGAAAGUGCUGAAGGAACACCCGUACCAGAAGACAAAACAGAAGAUAAAAAAGACGACGAGGAUAUUGAAAAUGCCAAGGAAACAAAAGAGGAAAUUGCCGAAGAACUGCAGACAGAAAAGGAAGAUCAACUGAAGGUCUCCAAAGAAGCUAUUUCAGAGUCAUUGUCUCUGACAUCUGAACUUGAAAAGCAAAUUGAAGAGUUGAAACAAACAGUAGAUCAACAAAAGUCAACCAUUAAAAAAUUGCGUGAUGAAAACACUGAUUUGAAACUUUCAAAAAUGGACUUGAACGAUAAAAUACUGUCGUUGGAGCAGGAAAAUAAAGGUUUGAAAGCUUUAGCGUCUUCAGCAUCUUCUGUGCCCGGUGCAUCACCGAUAGUCACCUACAAGGAAACAUUUAAACCAGCAAAGCCGGUUUUUACAAAAAACGAUUAUGCCUCGUCUUCACAACAAAGCUUCAGCAAAUCCAAUGCAACUGAAGAUUUCAGAGAGAAAUUAAUGGUUUGGAAGAGUUGGCAGGUGGACAUGACCAAUUGGAAUGGAAGCGGGACCACCCAAAAGGUUGCCUUAUAA
Candida dubliniensis CD36 is the source of this 744-nucleotide messenger RNA. RefSeq lists its product as uncharacterized. The record is from RefSeq and is a predicted model, not a curated record. Lineage: Eukaryota; Fungi; Ascomycota; Pichiomycetes; Serinales; Debaryomycetaceae. The coding region runs from base 1 to 744 and encodes 247 amino acids. The transcript has a single exon.